Molecule: messenger RNA, 1632 nt
Organism: Colletotrichum karsti
Lineage: Eukaryota; Fungi; Ascomycota; Sordariomycetes; Glomerellales; Glomerellaceae
Exons: 1
Coding region: 1-1632 (543 amino acids)
Molecular function (GO): oxidoreductase activity
Source: RefSeq, a predicted model, not a curated record
AUGACGCCCGACUUCACCAAACUGGGACGACUCACUUCUCAAGCGGAAUCACAAGACUGGGACAUCAUCGUGGUUGGAUCAGGUCACAAUGGUCUGACUGCUGCCGCGUACCUCGCUGUUGCUGGCAAAAAGGUUCUCGUGGUUGAGCGAGCAUCCUAUGCCGGUGGCGGCGUGGCCAGCUUGCCCAUGGCCGAGCCUGGCUACCUCAGCGAACGACACAGCGCCAUCCACCAGAUGAUUCUGGCCAACCCGCUCAUCACUCACGAUGAGCUUCAUCUUCAGUCCCGCUAUGGUCUGAAGUACCUUCAACUCGACCCGUGCUACGCGAUAGUCAUGCCGGACAAGGUUCUCCCAAUCUACCGCGAACGUCACCGCACCGUCGAGGCCAUCCGUAAUGUUGCCCCAGAGGAUGCUGACGCGUACGAGAGUUUCGUCGAUAUCUCUCGUAAGAUCACCGACCUCCUCAUGCCGUCCAUGUUCGAACCUCCUCGGGAUGACUCGGCCAAAAUCGCGGCUAGUCCUUAUGCCCAGGAGAUCGCGACUGUGUCGGCCAGUCCCUCGUUUGACAUCAUUCAGCGAUACUUCAAGAACGAAAUUCUCCAGGUCGCCCUGCUUCGUUUCGUCACCGAAAUCCAGCUGGCACAUCCUACCACUAAAGGCACUGGUCUGAUGGUGUACCUGGCAUUUGGUCUAUUGGAUAAGUACGGACUCUGUGUUCCUGAAGGGACCGGGUCGGCCUUCACAAACUCGGUCAUUCGUUGCCUCAAAGAUCACGGAGGGGAUGUUUUAUUGGACACCGAGGUUAUCAAGGUUGUCACUGAAGGCGGCCGUGCCGUCGGAGUAAGGACUCGCUUCGGAGAGUUGAGGGCAAAGGAAGCGGUGAUCGGCCAGAUUCAUCCUCACAACCUCGACCAGCUUGUCGACGGACUGGACCCGUCCAUCACAGCACCUGCGUUGAAUACAAGAGUCUCGGAAUUCAGCCUCUUCUUAAUUCAUGCUGCUCUGGAACGUCCACUUCGAUUCAAAGCAGGGCCUAUAGCCGACAAGGCCGUCAUGAACACUUGCUGCCCAGGCAACCUGAAGGACCUGAUUAAGAGCUACGACGACAUGGCUGAAGGCCUGCUACCAGAAAAUAUCAUGAUCGGCUCAUCUUGCGUGAGCUCUGCGGACCCUACUCGCUGUCCGCCUGGAAAGUCUUUGCUUCACUGCGUGGUCAUGUGUAAGGCAGAGCCGGCCGAUGGUGGAUGGGAUGCCUGGGAACGCAUCAAGGAUGACUGGGCUCAGAAAGUUUUCGCCUACUUUUCCACUUAUCUCGAGAACUUCACCCCUGACAUUGUCCGCUCUUAUCACGUCGUCACACCACCGGAUCAUCAGUCAGACAGUCCCAGCUUCCAACGUGGUGAUAUUUGCGGUCUUUCAAUGGCUGCCGACCAGAUGGGACUCAAUCGUCCGACGCCUGCUCUUGCCCAAUACCGAGUUCCCGGUGUUGAUGGCUUCUAUCUCGCGGGGCCUUUCAUGCACCCUGGCGGUGGUGUCUGGGGAGGCGGACGCCCGGUUGCGAAGAGAGUCUUGGAGGAUCUUGGCAUGGACUUUGACCAGAUUUUUGUCAACAAGGCAAAGUCCCAACUUUGA